AUGAUUGGCAUGCCAAAGAGUGGCGCUUUUGGUCUUGGCCGGAGCAGUCCCACGGCUGAACUUUCCAACACAGUGGCCAUCACUGAUGCAAAGUGGAACUGGCCAGUGGUCGAUCAACAGGUUGUGUCGCUGUUGUCAGAGUUCGGAGAGAUCGCCAGGCUUGAUACCAGCCUCGUCACAGUAGCAGGCUGCCUCCUCGUCACGUUCUUCGAUGUUCGCUGUUCCCAACGUUUGAUGUUGUCUGGGAUCGCCACAACGAAGCCGUUUCCUCCCGCUGCACACGACUGCCGCACGGUCCGUGUAAAUAUGCUGGCCUUUGCGGAGAGAGUCGGGGAAGCCAGCGGAGGAUUCAGCCAGUUCGGUGAGCUUGCAGACAUCUCUCUCCAGGGCGAUGCUGCCAUCGUCGAGUUCUACGACAUUCGCUCCGGCCACAUGCUGCUUGCUGCUUCACAGGGCACUGCGGUUCCCUGGGUGUGGCAGCCAUCCAUGCUGGAUGCCAGCAAGAUGGAGAGCCCCGAGAUGACAGGCCCUGAGGACUUGUUGCAAUUGAUUGGUGCAGAGCCUCUGGCGGGCCUUCUUCAUGCAGCGCAAGGCCAAGUUUCCCCGGAGGAUGACGGUUCGCUUGGGUCACCUCAGGACGACAAGAAGGGGGCACAGGCAGCAGAGCGUGGCAAUCGGCCUCUCCGCACCAAAGUGUCCAACAAAGAGUUUCAGAAGUACGACAUUGAUGUGGACAGGAUUCAGCUCGGAAAAGAUCCGCGUACAACCGUUAUGGUCAGAAACAUUCCCAAUGGAUGUAGCCGCAAGUGCUUCCUGCAGUUCCUGGAGAAGAACGCUCUUGGAGACAGGUUCACCUUUUUCUACAUGCCUUGCAAAGAGCACCGAAACGUCCCUGCCGGCUUUGCGUUCAUUAACUUUGUUUCCCCCAUGGACGUCCUGAAGCUUUUUGUGCUCUUGAAGACCGGAUCGUGGAGCGACUUCAUGAAGAACCAAUCCAAAGCUCCUGCCCUCAGUUACGCGCGAUUUCAAGGUCACCAAGAACUUUCCGACCACUUCAGCAGCUCUGCUGUCCUUCACGAACAGGACCCAGAGAAACGGCCCAUCUUCCGCCCCGAGAAUCUGACAAAGUCUGAAAACCUGGCCAUGGUCACUCCCCCGGCCCUACAGAUGCCGGCGUCCUUCAUGCCAGGCGGUUACGAUGAGAAUCCUGGCCUGGGAAUUUUCGGGCCAGGAGAGCAGUCUCUGGACAAGCUUGGCAACCUCAAGGGCAUGCACGAGACGUCUUCCCAGGUUGACAAGGGCAAGAUCAGCGGCUUGCCGAUGUACUUGAAGCCGGACAACUUUGCCAUUGGAGCGUGA
Molecule: messenger RNA, 1359 nt
Organism: Symbiodinium natans
Lineage: Eukaryota; Dinophyceae; Suessiales; Symbiodiniaceae
Source: the annotation of a GenBank genome assembly